This is a messenger RNA of Pimephales promelas (fathead minnow), 2839 nucleotides long. It is a transcript of the gene top1mt, whose product is annotated as DNA topoisomerase I mitochondrial. Gene Ontology annotation, cellular component: nucleolus; chromosome. Lineage: Eukaryota; Metazoa; Chordata; Actinopteri; Cypriniformes; Leuciscidae. The record is from RefSeq and is a predicted model, not a curated record. Gene Ontology annotation, molecular function: DNA topoisomerase type I (single strand cut, ATP-independent) activity; DNA binding. Gene Ontology annotation, biological process: chromosome segregation; DNA topological change; DNA replication.
AAGGUGGCGCUGUGGCUGAUUUUGCGCACUUGAUUGGAAGAGGAACUUUAAAAACUUUCAGGUGUGACAGGUGACAUGCAUUCUGAUGCCGCUGCGAAGUCCUCUCAGUGACUAGUGCAGAAAACACUGGACGAACUUUACAGGAUGAAACUGGAAAAGGAAGGACAUGAGAAGAGCAGUAACAAACAAGAGAGAAGUGAGAAGUCCAAGUCCAAGCAUUCCUCUAAAGACCGGGGAAAAGACUCGGAGCUGAACGGCAAGCACAAACAUUCCUCGAAGAAGAAACCGUCAGACUCGGAGGAAGGCCAGCAGGAGUCUGGAGUCUCCAGCAGCCAAGAAGUUAAACAUGAAGCAGGAGAUGCUGACAUGGAUGUGGAUGCAACAGCAGAUCCGGAUGAAAGAACUCAUCAUGAUGGACAGAAGAAGUCGGAGGACGACACCACACAGAAGAUUCGGUCCAAAAGCAGCAAAGAGCGUCUCAAUCAGAAGGAGAAGAAAGAUCUGAACCAUGCGGAGGAGAACCUCAAGAAGGAGACGGAUAAAGGCUCCAGUCAGGAGAUGGACGGAGAAGAGAAGAUGAUGAUGAAGAAGAAGAGAGUCAAGGAUGAAGAGCAAGAGAAACCCCAACAGAAGAAGAAGAAAAGAAAAGAGCAAAGUUCUGACCACGACAAACCCGAGAAGAAGAAGAAGAUCAAGAAGGAAGAAGACGACGGCGAGGAGCCGAAGAAGAUCAAGAAGGAAGAAGACGACGGCGAGGAGCCGAAGAAGAAGAUCAAGAAGGAAGAAGAUGACGGCGAGGAGCCGAAGAAGAAGAAGAAGAAGAUCAAGAAGGAAGGAGACGACAGCGAGGAGCCGAAGAAGAAGCGGGGCAAGAAAGAGGACAAGAAAGACGAGGAGUCCGAGAAGUGGAAGUGGUGGGAAGAGAGCAAGCUCUCGGACACUCAGAAGUGGACCCAUCUGGAGCACAGAGGGCCGUAUUUCGCUCCAGAAUAUGAACCGCUGCCCGAUAACGUGCCCUUUUACUACGAUGGGCAGCCGUUUAAACUGAGUCCAGCGACGGAGGAAAUCGCCACUUUCUACGCCAAGAUGCUGGACCACGAGUACACCAGCAAAGAGACGUUUCAGAACAACUUCUUCACUGACUGGCAGGAGGAAAUGACCAGCGAGGAGAGGGAGCGGAUCGAGACGCUCUCCAAGUGUGACUUCAGCCACAUGCACAAGUACUUUAUGGAGAAGGCGGAGGAGCGCAGGAACAAGACGAAGGAGGAGAAGCUGGUCCUGAAGGAGGAGGCCAACCGUCUGGUGGAGGAGUACGGCUUCUGUUUGCUGGACGGACACCGCGAGAAGAUCGGGAACUUCAAGCUGGAGCCGCCGGGUCUGUUCCGCGGGCGCGGAGAACACCCGAAGAUGGGCAAACUGAAGAAGCGCAUCCAGCCGGAGCACGUGGCCAUCAACUGCAGCCAAGACUCUAAGAUCCCAGAAGCCCCUGCAGGACACCAGUGGAAGCGCGUCCAGCACGACAACACGGUCACAUGGCUGGCGUCGUGGCUCGAGAACAUCCACGGGCACCCCAAAUACAUCAUGCUGAACCCCAGCUCCAAACUCAAGGGCGAGAAGGACUGGCAGAAGUACGAGACGGCGCGUAAGCUGAAGGUGUGUGUGAAGGCCAUCAGGAAGCAGUACAAACGCGACUGGACGUCCCGAGAGAUGAAGAGCAGACAGAGAGGAGUCGCCAUCUACUUCAUCGAUAAGCUGGCCCUGCGUGCGGGGAACGAGAAGGACGAUGAGUCUGCGGAUACGGUGGGCUGCUGUUCCCUGCGUGUGGAGCACAUCAAGCUUCACCGGCGCCUCGACGGACUCGAAAACGUCGUGGAGUUCGACUUCCUGGGGAAAGACUCCAUUCGCUACUACAACAAAAUGCCGGUGGAGAAACAGGUUUUCAAGAACCUGAAGCUGUUCAUAAAGCACAAGGAUCCAGAAGAUGAUUUAUUUGACCGAAUUACAACGGUCAACCUCAACAAAGCCCUGAACGAGUGCAUGACGGGACUGACGGCCAAAGUGUUUCGAACCUUCAACGCCUCGACCACACUGCAGGAUCAGCUCAACAAGCUCACCACAGAGGACAUGACGCUGGAGGAGAAGAUCCUGUCGUAUAACCGAGCGAACCGAGCUGUGGCGAUCCUCUGUAACCACCAGAGGGCGUUGCCCAAGACCUUCGAGAAGUCCAUGCAGCUUCUGCAGGAGAAGAUCCAAAAGAAAAAGGAACAAAUUGAAGAGGCCAAGAAGGAGCUGAAGGAAGCGAAGCGAGCGCAUAAAGACGAUCCGUCUGACAAAAACAAGAAGCUGGUGGAGAAGAAGGAGAAGCUGGUCCAGAGACUGUCUGAUCAGUUGAAGAAGCUCCAACUCCAGGAAACGGAUCGAGAGGAAAACAAGGUCAUCGCUCUGGGAACGUCUAAACUAAACUAUCUGGACCCGCGCAUCACUGUGGCCUGGUGUAAGAAACACAACGUCCCCGUUGAAAAGAUCUACAAUAAGACCCAGCGGGACAAGUUCACCUGGGCCAUCCACAUGACGGACGAGACCUUCCAGUUUUGAUCCGGGUAUUAUCUGGCUGGGUUUGAGUUGAUCUGUUGUGUAACACUGAUGAUGAUGAUGAUAACAAUAAAACAUCUAGUUUGAUCAGUGGUUGGUGUGUGAUUGACAGUGUGUCCGCUGUGGAGUCUCGAGGGAUGGGCGAGUGUCUCACGAUCCGCUGUUUCUCGCGGUGUCGUCAGCGAGACUGCAGUGGGAUCAGGCCCGGAUUAGGCUUCGCUCCGAGAGGGAACGGCCAGGAAUAAUA